Messenger RNA from Pocillopora verrucosa, 3758 nucleotides. RefSeq names its product gamma-tubulin complex component 3 homolog. NCBI's taxonomy places the organism in Eukaryota, Metazoa, Cnidaria, Anthozoa, Scleractinia, Pocilloporidae. Gene Ontology annotation, biological process: cytoplasmic microtubule organization; meiotic cell cycle; microtubule nucleation. Gene Ontology annotation, molecular function: gamma-tubulin binding; microtubule minus-end binding. The record is from RefSeq and is a predicted model, not a curated record. Gene Ontology annotation, cellular component: centrosome; gamma-tubulin complex; spindle pole.
UUCAAGAUGGCCGACAAACUUCUGUGAAAGAGCUAUAUCUGGGCUCAACUUUGUCUUGAAAUGGUAGAAUCAUCCAUAGACAAUUCAAAGACCCCAGCAGCUCUUCUACACAAGCUAUGCUGUCGGCUUCUGGGAGACGACAGUGAUUCAAUAGCCAAAUCGGCCGCGGUGUCCGAGCACUUUCAAUACGCUCUUAGAGUUGUGGGAAGCCGUUUCACCCCAAGUAUAGCCACUGAUGAGUUUCGUGUUGUGGAAAGGAUAAAAAGAAAAUUGCUCAAAGAGAAAAGAGAAGUUGACAUUGCUAUUUUCUCAGAGUUAUGCCGCAAACUUGCCUCCCAGCCUGUUCUUCAAAACAGAUGGGCCAUCCUUUACUUCUUACUGAGUGUCAGUGAAAAUUCCUCUAGUGAUCAGUCACAUGGUCAGUCUGCAGGAGUACCAUCCUUCUUUGGUCAUGGGCUUCCAACCUACCAGACAUCCACCCCUGCUGUGUCGGCACAUCCAUCACUUGCUGCUUCUAGACAUACUCCUGGUGUUUUGUCCCUGACUCAUGCUACUAGCAGCAGCAGUGGCAUCAGUAGCAUUCCAUCAAGGUCAUCUGGUCCUACCCCUACGCCAUCAUCAUUUGCUCCAAACCUUGGACCAACUCCCUCAGUGCAUUUUGCAGAUGACAAAAGAACACAUCAGGAAAACGAUGGUUCUCGCUUGGCAAGCCUUGUGGUGCAGUCACUCAGUGUGACACAGAAUAAGGUGUCCAUCAAUGGACAACCAGGUUUUACACCUGGAACUGGCAGUGUGUUGCAAUUCAUGAGUUAUGGGAAUGAUACCCACAAUACAUCACAUGAAGUAUCUGAAGCUGCCCUUCUUCGAGAGAUAAUCUACAUCUUUCAAGGAAUUGAAGGAAAAGUGAUCAAGCUUGACCAAACUAAUGAUGCAUACCGCAUUGAUUCAAAACUUGGAGUUCCCAAAGCUGUUAGGGAUCUUGUUAACAAGCUAGCUGAGCUUGGCUGGCUCUUCCGCAAGAUUCGCAAGUAUUUAGAUGCUCAUGCAGGUGACAAAGCUAUGGGUUUGGUUGGUCAGAGCUUCUGUGCAGCACUGCAGCAGGAACUCACAGAAUACUACAGAUUAUUGGCUGUUCUUGAGGGGCAGCAUCAGGUCGGUGAUGCAGGGUUUGUGGGGGAAGGUGCUAGUGGAAGUUUGACCCUUCGCCGACUGAUGGUGUGGACAUAUGACCCUCUGAUGAGGCUGAGGACUCUUGCUGCAUUAGUUGAUGCUUGUAAAGGCAAGAAAGGUGGAGCCUUAUUAUCAGCACUUCACUCUAACAUGCAACAUGGUGAUCCCUUUGUCAAGUCACUUGUCAGACACACCCUUAAUUUGGUUGCCCGUCCAAUCCGUCUUAUUCUUGACAGGUGGAUUUAUGAGGGUGAACUAGAUGAUUUGUAUAAUGAAUUCUUUGUUGCUGUGGACUACGACACUAAAGAUGACCGUCUGUGGUAUGAGAAGUACAGUAUCAGAAAACCGAUGCUGCCCUCAUUCAUUUCAAUGGAACUUGGAACAAAGAUUCUAAACAUUGGAAAGUCUAUCAACUUCAUCCGAUGUGUUUGUCAAGAUCGAAGCCCAAUCAGCGGAGAAGAUGAGAAAGCUCUAGAGUACGGCAGGUCACAAGAAGCAUCAGCUACAGCCCAAUUAACAGCUGAUGAAGAGUUUGGAGGAACGGCCCUUGAGGAAACAGUGGACACAGCCUACAGGGUAACAAGCAAAAGACUGCUGGAGAUUUUCUUUUCCAAGUACAAGUUCCUUGAUCAUUUAAGGGCCCUUCGACUUUAUCUUCUUCUGGGACAAGGAGACUUUAUCAGGCAUCUUAUGGAUCUUCUUGAGUCUGACUUAGCCAAGGCAGCCAGUACACUUUACAUGCACAAUUUGACAGGUGUGCUGGAGACAGCCAUCAGAGCUACCAAUGCACAGUAUGCAGACCCUGAGAUUAUUGAACGCCUGGACUGUCGACUGCUUGAGGUGUCUCCUGGAGACACUGGCUGGGAUGUAUUUAGUCUGGAUUAUCAUGUUGAUGGGCCAAUCAGUACUGUUUUCACGCCAGAGUGCAUGAUCCACUAUCUAAGGAUCUUCAAUUUUCUGUGGAGAGCAAAGAGAAUGGAAUACUGUUUGACUGAAAUGUGGAAACAACAGAUGACAAAUCGCAAGAUGUUAAAAUCGUUGCCAGAAGUAUCCCCCAUUCUUCACAUGUGCCACAUGAUGGGGACAGAGAUGAUUCAUUUUAUUCAUCAGAUGCAAUAUUAUAUCACAUUUGAGGUUUUGGAAUGUUGCUGGGCAGACCUGAAGAAACAAGUAGCAGAAGCCAGUGAUUUGGAUCAUAUUAUUGCUGCACAUGAAACAUUUCUGGACCAGGUUCUCAACCGCUGCCUUUUAGACGCCGAGUCAAGACCGAUGUUGACCCAACUGCGGACAAUCUUUGAUUUAAUCAUCCAGUUCCAGAAUGCUCAAGAGUCUUUCUUUUCUGCUGCAACCGCUGAACUACAGUCACGGCAGAGAUUGGAAAAAGCUGUGGAACUGCGAACCGAUGAGGGAGAGUGGGGUUUGACGGAAUGGGACGAAGAAGAGGAGAGGAAGCGAUCCGUGAAGUUUGUAGAUAACAUUAUUCCAGAUACUCGAGCUCAACUAAAAGUUCUGUCUAAGUCUUACCAGGAUAUGGUUCAACAGUUUCUUAUGAUGCUCACUAGUCACCAAGAUGUCAGCUUGAGGUUCCUCAGCUUUAGACUGGAUUUCAACGAACAUUACAAGAAGAGAGAACCCAAGCUGCGUAGUCCUCUCACGCACAGAUAUAGUAAACGUGUCAAGACGCCAAUGCCCUAGAACUGCCUCUACCCCAAACUCGCUUCUAGAGCCUUCGUAACCUUUGUCCAGUGGAACGGGUGAAGGAGACUCUGGUCAAAUCCAGAAUUUCUCCUCAACUUUGAUUAGCUGGUAAAUCAAACAAAAACAGAAAUGCAAUGAGAAACGAGAUUCUGCGCAAAUUGAAAGUAACGGGUUUGACCAGAGCUUUAUGGUUUGCAAACAAAGAGGAUUGUGGAUCAGGGAACGAUAUCACCUUCACAUUUAAUUUUCUUGACCUGUAGAUUUUCCAGAGCAGUUUUAUCCAAAAAAGAUAUGAAAUGAUCACGUCAUGGUUUCGAACUAAUUGUAAUUUAAAGGUUAAUGGGCAAAAGGAAACACAGAUACUGUAAAUGUCCUUGAAAGGAGAGGAGUGGAACCUCAGCGACUGCGAAUUUAGAAAACGUACCACUCGUAUUCGAGCGUGUUCUUAAUGACACAAUUAGAUCGUGUAUUAACAGUCAACUGCACGAGCGUGUUACAGUUUAACGUUGUGCAAGCUGAUGAAUUGUGUUAACAUUGAAGUGAAGCAGAAGAAAUUUCUCUUUAAAAUAUUUAAAUACUGUGUUUAAAAUGUUAAAACAAUUGAUUGAUCAACUCGAAAUGCUUGUCGUUGUUCUCGACCACGAGUAAAACUCCAAACUUUCCACGUGCUUUCAGAUUUUGAUAUUCGCACGCUGAUGCAGGAUCACAUCGGGAAAUCAGUGACACUAGUGAGUUCGUGGAAAUGCUGACUAGAAGAUGUCUUAUGUUGUAAAAUACACUUAAUAUUUUAUUUCUACCCUCUAAAAAAUUAGCAAGUUCUUAGGGAGAAUAGUCAGUGGUUCAAAUUUUGAUUAAAGGGCUUCGCCGCGAGACUUAUCCGGCGCAGAAUU